UAAGCACCCCAUUGUACGAGGCUUACAGACCUGGAGAGAUACCCAGAGCAUCACCCCAGUAACAAUGGCGUCGGCGCUCCGCCUGCUGCCGUCGACGGCGACGCGCCUCCGCUUUCGUCCCCGCCUCCCUCUCUCCACCGCCGCGUCACUCUUCUCACCGCCCUCCAAGGCCGUCCUCUACGACCAACACGGCCCUCCCGACCAAGUCCUCAGGGUGGAAGAUGUGCCGCCGGUGGAGCUCGGGGAGCGCGGCGUCUGCGUGAAGAUGCUAGCCGCACCCAUCAACCCCUCCGACAUCAACCGCGUCCAGGGCGUCUACCCCGUCAGGCCUCCCCUCCCCGCCGCCGUCGCUGGGUACGAGGGCGUCGGCCAGGUCCACGCCGUUGGCCCCGCCGUCACCCGCCCCCUCUCCCCCGGCGACUGGGUCAUCCCUUCCCCGCCCUCCUUUGGAACAUGGCAGACCUACAUUGUGAAGCCUGAAGAUGUGUGGCACAAGGUUCGUGACGAUGUUCCGGUGGAAUACGCUGCCACUGUCACGGUGAACCCCUUGACAGCGCUCAGGAUGCUGCAGGACUUUGUGAAACUCAAACCUGGUGAUGCUAUUGUCCAGAACGGCUCGACCAGCAUCGUUGGUCAGUGUGUUAUUCAGCUCGCCAAAGUGCAAGGAAUUCGCACCAUCAACAUCAUAAGGGACAGGCCUGGGUCAGAAGAAGCAAAAGAGAAACUUAAACAGCUUGGUGCAGAUGAGGUCUUCACCGAAAGUCAGCUAGAUGUAAAGAAUGUCAAGAGCUUGCUGGGUGCUUUACCAGAACCUGCAUUAGGAUUUAACUGUGUUGGAGGAAAUGCUGCAUCUUUGAUACUGAAGUUAUUAAGGCAAGGAGGCACCAUGGUGACAUAUGGCGGAAUGUCCAAGAAACCUGUGAUUGUUUCUACUUCGUCUUUCAUAUUUAAGGAUCUUUCCCUCAGAGGGUUCUGGCUACAGAAGUGGAUGAAUUCGGACAAGUCAGAGGAAUGCAGAACAAUGAUAGACUACCUGUUGGGCCUUGUGCAUGAAGGCAAACUUAAAUAUGAGAUGGAGUUGACUCCCUUCAGCGAGUUCAACCUGGCUCUUGAUAAGGCCCUUGGAAAACACGGAAGCCAACCAAAGCAGGUUCUUAGGUUCUGAUGAGACGAAGAUGAUGAUGAGGUAGCUAGUAUUGUGUUGGCUGGUGCAAAUAUUUGUAUGGUCGUAUCACUUGUGUGCAUGCGUGUGUGUAGUUGCUAGUCGGUGGUUGAGAGUUUUUUUGGUUUGCUAUGAACUGUGGUUAUCCUGGGCAAUAUAAAUAUAAAUUGUAUACCACAAGGUAUAUGAUUGUACUCAAGUUCGAAAGAAGUAUACCUGAACCGAAGAAGUUCAGUUCCUUCUA
Molecule: messenger RNA, 1406 nt
Organism: Triticum aestivum (bread wheat)
Lineage: Eukaryota; Viridiplantae; Streptophyta; Magnoliopsida; Poales; Poaceae
Product: enoyl-[acyl-carrier-protein] reductase, mitochondrial
Exons: 9
Coding region: 65-1165 (366 amino acids)
Biological process (GO): fatty acid metabolic process
Cellular component (GO): mitochondrion
Molecular function (GO): oxidoreductase activity
Source: RefSeq, a predicted model, not a curated record